GACACCAUUUCAAUAUUCUUAUUGGGCUUAAUCCUUAUUAGGCCCAUUUAAUAUACAAGCCCAGAUCAAAUAUGAAAAACCUAGGUCAUCACUAUAAGUGUGUGCUGCUUGCUUCUUCAGAAAACCCUAGCCGCAGGGGGAAAAUGACGACGAGAUUCAAGAAGAACAGGAAGAAGCGUGGCCACGUCAGCGCCGGACAUGGUCGUAUCGGAAAGCACCGAAAGCAUCCCGGAGGUCGUGGUAACGCCGGAGGAAUGCACCACCACAGGAUCCUCUUCGACAAGUACCAUCCCGGUUACUUCGGUAAAGUCGGUAUGCGAUACUUCCACAAGCUUCGCAACAAGUUCUUCUGCCCGAUCGUCAACCUCGACAGGCUUUGGUCGCUCGUCCCCGAGGACGUGAAGGCGAAAGCUACAAAGGACAAGGUUCCUUUGAUCGAUGUGACGCAGCACGGGUUCUUCAAGGUGUUGGGGAAAGGUCAUUUGCCUGCGAACAAGCCUUUUGUGGUGAAGGCGAAGCUUAUCUCGAAGACUGCUGAGAAGAAGAUUAAGGAAGCUGGUGGUGCUGUUGUUCUUACAGCUUAGGUUUUGUUAUAACUUGUCUUGUUUUGGAUCUUGAGUUUUGGAACUUAUGUUGGAUUUUAUAAAUGGUUGUUAUGACA
Brassica napus (rape) is the source of this 661-nucleotide messenger RNA. RefSeq names its product 60S ribosomal protein L27a-3-like. Gene Ontology annotation, cellular component: cytosolic large ribosomal subunit; ribosome. Gene Ontology annotation, biological process: translation. The transcript has a single exon. The record is from RefSeq and is a predicted model, not a curated record. The coding region runs from base 72 to 584 and encodes 170 amino acids. Lineage: Eukaryota; Viridiplantae; Streptophyta; Magnoliopsida; Brassicales; Brassicaceae. Gene Ontology annotation, molecular function: structural constituent of ribosome.